Messenger RNA from Penicillium soppii, 2181 nucleotides. RefSeq names its product catalase catB (gene cat1). NCBI's taxonomy places the organism in Eukaryota, Fungi, Ascomycota, Eurotiomycetes, Eurotiales, Aspergillaceae. Bases 1 to 2181 code for a protein of 726 amino acids. Gene Ontology annotation, biological process: response to oxidative stress; hydrogen peroxide catabolic process. The transcript is spliced from 5 exons. The record is from RefSeq and is a predicted model, not a curated record. Gene Ontology annotation, molecular function: heme binding; catalase activity. Gene Ontology annotation, cellular component: cytosol.
AUGCGUGUCCUUGCCCUAGUCACGGGCCUCGUUGGCAUUGCCAAUGCUGCCUGUCCGUAUAUGACCGGCGAAGUGGACAAUCCUCAUCUCGAGCGCCGAGGUGAUGAGGAUGCUGCUGCUGACACGGAGAAAUUCUUGUCUGCCUUCUACCUCAAAGACCAGGAUGUCUAUUUGACCUCGGAUGUGGGCGGCCCCAUUGAGGAUCAGAACAGUCUCAGUGCUGGCGAGCGAGGCCCGACCUUGCUCGAGGACUUUAUCUUCCGUCAGAAGAUCCAGCGCUUCGAUCAUGAGCGCGUCCCCGAACGGGCCGUUCACGCCCGAGGCGCUGGUGCCCAUGGCACAUUCACCUCCUAUGGCGACUGGUCCAACAUAACCGCUGCUUCAUUCCUGUCCGCCAAGGGCAAACAAACACCCAUGUUCACGCGCUUUUCCACCGUUGCUGGAAGUCGCGGUAGUGCCGAUACAGCACGAGAUGUGCAUGGCUUUGCCACUCGUUUCUAUACCGACGAAGGAAACUUUGAUAUUGUUGGAAACAACAUCCCUGUUUUCUUCAUCCAAGAUGCUAUCCUUUUCCCGGAUCUUAUUCACGCCGUCAAGCCCCGCGGUGAUAAUGAGAUCCCCCAAGCUGCUACUGCGCACGAUUCGGCUUGGGACUUCUUCAGCCAGCAGCCUAGUACCCUGCAUACCCUGCUGUGGGCAAUGGCUGGUCACGGAAUUCCUCGGUCGUUCCGUCAUGUUGAUGGAUUCGGAGUGCACACUUUCCGUCUGGUUACUGACGAUGGAAAGACCAAGCUCGUCAAGUUCCACUGGAAGGGUCUUCAGGGCAAGGCCAGCUUUGUGUGGGAGGAGGCUCAGCAGGCCGCUGGUAAGAACGCAGACUUUAUGCGCCAGGAUCUUUUCGAGUCCAUUGAAGCUGGGCGUUUCCCUGAGUGGGAGCUCGGUGUCCAAAUUAUGGAAGAAGAGGACCAGCUCCGGUUCGGCUUCGAUCUUUUCGAUCCCACCAAGAUCGUCCCGGAAGAGCUCGUGCCUGUAACCAAGCUCGGAAAGAUGCAGCUGAACCGCAACCCCCUGAACUACUUCGCCGAAACCGAGCAAGCCAUGUUCCAACCCGGCCACAUCGUCCGUGGCGUUGAUUUCACCGAAGACCCUCUCCUCCAAGGCCGCCUCUUCUCCUACCUAGACACCCAACUGAACCGCCACAACGGUCCCAACUUCGAGCAGCUCCCCAUCAACCGCCCCCGCGUCCCAGUCCACAACAACAACCGCGACGGCGCAGGCCAGAUGUACAUCCCGCUGAACAAAGACGCCUACUCGCCCAACACGCAAAACGCCGGCUCCCCCAAACAAGCAAACCAAACCACCGGCAAGGGCUUCUUCACCGCGCCCCGCAAGGCAACAGGCUCUCUCCAGCGAACAGUCAGCUCGACCUUCGCGGACGUCUGGUCUCAGCCCCGCUUGUUCUGGAACUCGCUCAUUCCCGCGGAAAAGCAGUUCGUUGUUGACGCUAUGCGCUUCGAGGUCUCGAAUGUGAAGAGCUCGGUCGUUCAGAAUAACGUUAUUAUCCAGCUCAAUCGUAUUAGCAAUGAUCUUGCGACUCGGGUCGCGGAGGCAAUUGGCAUUUCUGCGCCCUCGCCGGAUAACAAGUACUACCAUGAUAACACGACUGCGCAUAUUGGUGCUUUUGGAGAGAAGCUUAAGACGCUGGAGGGACUGAAGGUUGGAUUGCUUGCUUCGGUUUCCAACAAGAGUUCUAUUGCGCAGGGAGCGAAUUUGCAGGCUGCGCUUGCCGCGGCGGGUGUUGAUGUUGUUGUUGUUGCGGAGAGGAUGGCGGACAACGUGAAUCAGACUUAUUCUGCUUCUGAUGCUGUGCAGUUUGAUGCUGUUGUUGUUGCAGAUGGGGCGGAGGGAUUGUUCUCCGGUAAGUCCUUUACUGGGAAGCCGGUGAAUGGUACUUCGUCUUUGUAUCCUGCUGGGAGACCUUUGGAUAUUUUGCUUGAUGCUUUCCGGUUUGGAAAGCCUGUUGCUGCGCUUGGGCGGGGUGUUGGAGCCCUGAAGACUGGGCAGAUCUCCACUGAGAGAGAGGGUGUUUAUGUUGCUGGGUCUGUUGGAGAUGCCUUUGUCAAGGAUGUGAAGGAGGGUUUGAGAACAUUCAAGUUCCUGGAUCGGUUUGCCUUGGAUUAA